UAAAUGAGAGAAGUCAAGGUGGAAAAUAACUACCAAAAUCUUUGGAUCUUGACAUAUAUCAUUAUGAUUUUAUUGAUAGUUCUCACAAAUCUCUCAGCCAUUUAUACCAUUUGGUCCAAUAAAAUCUUGCAAACGUCAACAUAUUACUUUAUAACUUCCCUAUCGAUUGCCUAUUCUAUCCGAGGCUUCUUAAUGCUCCCACUGUAUAUAGUUGCCGCUUUUUAUAGCAAAUAUUACACCUUGAUGGAAAAAUGCAAUAUUUUUAUCAUAGUUUCGUUUAUCAACAGCGUGACUGGUGUAUGUUGCGCUUACACAAACAUGGGUAUAUCUAUCGAUAGAUAUAGAUCAAUCGUUCAAUCAAACGUCAAAACCAAGUUUUCGAGACGAAUAUGUCUCAAUAUGAUAGCUGGAAUCUGGCUUAUAUCUAUAUUAUAUAGUGUGCCAGAGCUGAUUAUUUUGAUCACUAAAAAGAACAAAAAUUAUCAAGAUUAUUUGAUAGAUAAACAAGAACCCCAUGUCAUAGAAUCCAUUCAAAUAAAUUCCGACUUUUCCAGGGUAGUGAUAUCCUCGAACCCACAACUACGGAGUCAUAAUAUACCCAAUGAAUUAUAUCUUUUGAACUUUGGGAGGAAAAGUAAGGCGGACUUUUAUAUGAUCUCAAACUUUAAUCAGAUCAAUUAUGGGGAUACAUUCAAUGCAAAUUUAAAUAAAACUUUUGACCCCAUUGAUACCAUUUUUGAUGAGGUUUGGACGUAUAAUAAAAUUACGAAGAUUAAAAGAGCCCAAGAAAACUCGAACGAAAUAAAGAAAAAACUUAAGGACUUGAUCAUAUCGGCUUCCAGCGAUCGACCGAAUGUUCCCGCGAAAGAUUUGAUAUAUAAUGACUUAAAUGAGCUUAUUAUUUUUGACCAGUUAUGUGUUAGCAAUGAUACAACUAUCCGCAAAUACGUGUAUUAUUGUCGUAAACCCUUAAAUAAAUAUGUAAGAUUCUUGAACAUCAUGUUUUCAUUCGUAAACGAUUCAAAACAAAUUUCGUUGUCUUCGUUCAAUUCCCAAGAUUCUAAAAAUAAUUUGCCACCCAGUGCCGGUUAUCCUAAUUCAACAAAAAAAUUAUCUAUUAUCUCGAAGUACAACAGCUCAACUAUCAUAUAUUUGCAAAUGUAUAAAAGUCUUCCAUUAAAAGCGGAAAAGUCUCACAUAAUAAACUUUGAAACUGGUUUCGAAUGUUUCCUAAGUAACAGAGAAAAUAUAAUUAGCGUAGCGUUGCAAAUGAUAGUCGGAUGUACCCUUCCACUGUCGGUCGCGAGUAUAUUAUACGUCCACAUUGUUUGCUACUUAUGGAAAAACAAUAUCAAAAUUAACUCUAUAAGGGCGAGAUGUAUUAGAGCUUUACAAAUUUUGGCCAUUCAAAGAAGCUUAAGGGCUAUUAAGAUGAUGAUUGCCCUCCUCAUUUUAUAUUCCAUGUGCUCCGUCCCCUUUUACGUUCUAGCCAUAUUGGAGUUGGUGGAUCAUCUAGAUUUUUCCUUUAAUUACUUUCAUCUCCACAACAUAUUAAUCCUCACGGAUCACUGGUUUCACGUCGGCCUUUACCUAUAUUUUAACAAGACUUACCGAAAGGCGUUUUGCCGAACGUUCGAACAAUUAUUUUACUACUUAUAUACGUUAACCAUAAGCACUUUCAGAUCUUCGUGUAUAUAUCAAGGACAUCAUUCGGAUCAGGAGAGAAAGGUAUUGUUACGAGAAUCAAAGCGAUAUAAGGAGAGUAAAAGUCAUUUGUAUAGUACUCUUGGGGGAGAUUUGGGAGAUUUAAAAAAUGGACAUUAUUCAAUUGAGAACACUAAAGAUUUUAGAUUUAACCGUGUCAUAAACGACGUUCUGAACAUGAAUCCGACAAUAUUUUUGAAUCACAAUAAUGUCAGAUAUCUGGAUUAUAGAUCAAACAUCAGAAUUAUGAAAACUACUGAUAAUAGUGCCUUAUCAGAUGAUAUCGAAAAUCAACAAAUUAGCUUAAAAAAUUUAGAAUUAAACACUAAUACCGAAGCGUCCGACCUUCACCCAUCCAUAGAUUUACAAUAUGAUAAAGGUGUUCUAUCGAUGCAGGAUAAAGAUAAAAAAAAUGAGAAUUCUCAUGGGUAUAAAAUAGUAAAAAGCGAACAAAACACGAAUAGCGGUAUUCCGCAUGAACGAUGUUCAAAACGCAUCUAUAAAAAGCAUGAAUAUAACCCUCUUACACAUAUUUUUUCAAAAAUGUCAUCGAGAUAUAAAGAUAAAUCAAUCGCUACUAAUAAACCUUGCAGAAUAUCCCCAAAUAAUAUAAAUUUCCUUCGUAUAUUUAAAAAGACCAACGAUCAAAACAAACUCUCUGUACCUAAAAUUUAUGUAACUGCCGCUGAUAACGAUGGAAGCGAUCAAAAUGACGAUUAA
Messenger RNA from Gordionus sp. m RMFG-2023, 2424 nucleotides. RefSeq lists its product as uncharacterized. The transcript has 3 exons. The record is from RefSeq and is a predicted model, not a curated record. Gene Ontology annotation, biological process: G protein-coupled receptor signaling pathway. Gene Ontology annotation, cellular component: membrane. Bases 4 to 2424 code for a protein of 806 amino acids. Gene Ontology annotation, molecular function: G protein-coupled receptor activity. NCBI's taxonomy places the organism in Eukaryota, Metazoa, Nematomorpha, Gordioida, Chordodea, Parachordodidae.